Molecule: messenger RNA, 1580 nt
Organism: Astrephomene gubernaculifera
Lineage: Eukaryota; Viridiplantae; Chlorophyta; Chlorophyceae; Chlamydomonadales; Astrephomenaceae
Source: the annotation of a GenBank genome assembly
GCUACCUGCUAUUCCAAUCGAUCUUUUUAACAAUUUUUAUGAUCAGUCUGAGCCUUUCCCCAAACAAGCUUACUGACGGCUGAUACACUAUCCCAGUAAACCUGCUGUAACUGCGAGUAGCUACAGGUACUACUUUCCUUGUAGCUAAAGUCUGCAAGGGACUGUGUCUAUCUCUUGCCGCCGCGUGGCUUCUUCGGAUUCCAAAAGUCAGCAUGGCGCUGGAAGCGGGAGAGGUAUCGGUCACUAUAGAAUUCGCCCAAGGCCUGAAGGAUAAGGACUGGUUCGGUCGUCAAGACCCUUACUGCGUCCUGAGCGUUGGUGGUCAGCACUUCCGCACCCACACCGCGACCGACGGUGGCAGGAACCCGGUCUGGAACCAGACCUUCCGUUUCAACGUCAUUAACGAGAAUGACGUAGAGCUCACAAUCAAGGACUCUGACGUGGGCCGUGACGACAAUAUAGGCACCGCGAGGAUCUCGCUUGCAAGGGCUCGUCAGUUCGGGAGGGACACCAUGCAGGCGCCUGUGUACAGCAAGCACGGCAAGCAGCACGGAUUCGUGCAGGUCAGCUUGGUCUUCACGCCAAACAAGGCUACCGGCGCUUACUCCGGUUACCCUGCUCAGCAGUAUGCCCAGUACAGCUAUCCUCAGCAAGUCCCAGGGUAUGGCGUGCCGCCUCCUGCCUACGGAGCGUACGGCGCGCCCCCGCCGGCCUAUGGUGCCCCUCCCCCCGCCUACGGGGCUCCUGCCGGCUACCCGCCUCCCGGCGCCGCCUACCCACCUCCUGGCGGCGCUGGCUACCCGUCGGCCCCGCAGCAACCCGGCUACCCGCCCCAGCAGUCGUACCCGCCUCCCGGACAGUACGGUGCGCCAGCGCCGUACGGAGCUCCGCCCCAGGCGCCGUACGGUGCACCACCCCCAACUUACGGCUACCCUCCGAGGUAGAUUUCUAGGAGGCUGAACUGGGCGUGUCGGAAUAUGCCCCUGUGAAGCUACCAUACAUUAUGUGACCUGGAGUGCUACAUACAUGACGGCACCCGGAUUCAAGGCUGAAGUAAAGGUUCUUGCGCACAACGCCCUCCUAUUGCUGACACACCCGGGUCCUUGGCAUGUACCAAGGAACGUAGAGCGGGCAGGGAAUAUUUCGCAGGGUGUGGAGAGUCAUGCAUGCUUCGUGUACAGAUGCAUGCCCUGUGUUUUGAGGAUCGUAGAGCUUUGCGGGAGUAAGCCUUUCUGACCUAGUCCACGUGGCCAUCACUUGCAUGCCGCACCGCUGUACCCUAUAUGCUUGCAUCCAUGAGCCUAGCUACGUUGACGGUGGUGGACGCACGGGUCAAUGAGGCACCUUACUCAUGUUAGUGUUGUUGGUGAAAUGUCCUGGACAAUAGAUAUCAGUUUGAGCCAAGCUGGGUCGCUACCGUGCAUGAUGUGGUGCGAUGUGAUACAUACGAGGGGCCCUUGGUGGGCUGAACUGGAACAGGUAGGUACAGCCUGUAAGAAACCAUUGCACGGCACAUUGUACAUUUUGGUCUGUAGCGUGCUGCCAAAACCAUCCCUCAUGUAAUAUUGUUCUGUCGUGAC